Messenger RNA from Cherax quadricarinatus, 921 nucleotides. NCBI's taxonomy places the organism in Eukaryota, Metazoa, Arthropoda, Malacostraca, Decapoda, Parastacidae. The record is from RefSeq and is a predicted model, not a curated record.
GUAACCAGUGGGUGAAAGACCUCAAAUUCCUGCGGACUGACUGUGUGAAAGAGUAUCUGACGAUGGCCCCGUGGCUGCUGCUGGUGUUCAAGCAGACUUACGGGAUGCUUCCAGACGGCCGCAAGAGGAACCACUAUUACCAUGAGAUCUCGACUGCUAUUGCCGGUGGCAUACUCUUGUGUGCCAUUCAGACUGCAGGACUGGCGACAUUAACUUCGACUCCUCUCAACUGUGGUCCGGCCAUCAGGGGCAUUCUUCAGCGACCUCCCAACGAGAAGCUGCUACUUUUGAUGCCCGUGGGAUACCCAGCUCCUGACGCCACCGUCCCUGACCUCACCCGCAAACCUCUAGAAGAGCUCAUGGUCACAGUGUAGGAAUGUCUCACUGUGGUGGUGCAUUACUGCGACUAUGCGACUUGGGCUGGUGGGGGAUUUGGACCUGCCUGGCAAGGGCCUGUAGGCCUGCUGCAGUGUUCCUUAUUUCAUUCUUCUUAUGACUACUGGUUCUGUGGUUGUGACCGUGUUGAGCGGUAAUGCGUAUGAUAUAAAGAACAAAACGGCACAAUACCGUGACUGGAACAAUAUACAAAUAACCCGCACGGAAGAAAGAGAAAAGCUUAUGACAGCGUUUGGGUCCGUCUUGGACUCAUGAACGGUCCAAGACGGACCUAAACGUAGUCAUAAUCUAUGUGCGGGUUAUUUACGAUACUGCCAUACACAGAGUGCGUGUGUACAUCAGAUGGCAGACUGAAGCAAAAAGGGUCUCGGUAACGCUCAUUUUAUUCAAUGUUAUUUUGUGUAGCAUCAACCUUUUAUCUCAACUUUUUUUUUACCGGUAAAUAUACGAGUAGAUAACUUUUAAAACUGAUGUAUCACACUGUAACCUUUGCACAGGAAUAAAUUUUCUUUGUAUACAUUGUCA